CCCAACCGACCGAGCCACCCAGGCGCCCCCUCCACCCCGGUUUUACUGAGAUAUAAAUGACAGGCAGGACUGUGUCUGUUGAAGGUAUACAGCACGAUCUGGUAUGCGUGAAUUGCGAAAUGGUUAUCACCAUAUGUGUGUUUCUUAUUCAUUUGUUGGAGCUCAUCCGUGAGGUCUUUGCCCCUCGUCUGGUCUCUUGGUGGCAAAGACCUCCUCCCAGGUUAUCAUUUGGCUUUGGCUUUUGCUGCCACCGGUGUGUGUUUUUGAGGAGCACGUUUUUUAUUUUUAUUUUACUUUAUCUGCUGUGGUGCUUUUCGAUGACGGAGACGGCUGCAUUUAUGAGCUGACGGGAAGGAGCCAGAGGACGGAGCGGCUGAGUCCCGGAGGAGAGGCGGGUCCGUAGGUUGAGGUCCCAGAGAUGCAGGAGGUAGGGGUGUCUGGCACUGGUUGAGGGACCUUCUGAGCUGGUGAGGACAAGAGGCGAAAGGGAAGGGCUGGACCGACACCUUAGGGACCGGCUUUGAUCUUCAUGUAGAGAGAGGCGGAAGAGCUCAGUGGAGAGAAGAGAUUCUGGUCCUGAGGUCCCAGCUCCCAAUGCUGUUUGCCAGCCUCAUCCCCUGGGGUCCUCCCUGCUUCCCUGGGAGGUAGCAGGUGUUAUCACCCCCCACUUACAGACUGGGGGGAGGGAAGCUGCCUUGUUCUGGUUCAGUCAGCUGAUGAGCGGCGGGGAUGGGUUCAACGUUGGCCCUCCAACAUUAACUGCGCGCCCUUGAGAACCGCUCUCCUCUUGGUGCCUCCAUUUCUGGUAGGUAUCAGGAAGCCGUGCCCAUCUUAGUCCGAGCGAGUGUCCUUUCCUCUCCUGUCUGCCUGUUUGCUUUCCCUCUGGAAGCUGAGCUGGCCACGGGACUAGAAGAACCCCUCCCCUUCUGCUUAGUGCCUGCACACUGUCCCCUGUGCCCACACCCGCACCCACCAGGAGCUGACUCCAGCAGGACACAGAGCACUUCCUGGAAGUCCCACCAGCGCCAGGUCUGAAUGGACAGACGGGGGGGGGGGGGGGCGCUGGGUGAGGAGGCAGGCACGUGAGGGCGAAGCGGGAGAAGUGAUCUUCACGUUCACCCAACAGACUCGGUUUGGAAGAGCAGAAUCUGUUGUCCCGGGUGUAGAAACAGAGCCCAGAAAGGUCCCCACGGCUGCCCCCCCGCCCCCACCUCUCCGGGGUCCUCUGCAGUCCUCAUUUGCACCUUCCAUCGGGUCUCCAAGGCAACCUCCUGAUUUGGGGGGCGGGCUUCCACGAUUGAGCCCUUACCCGGUGCCAGACGCUGUUACCUGACCUUAUUUAACCCCCUCGGUCACCCUGUGCCAUUCUGCCCAUUUUACAGGUGAAGAAACUAAGACUCAGAGUCAAGAGUUACGUGCCUUUUCUUUAUUGCGGGGGGUGGGGGACGUUUGAGGCUCCGGGGCCACAGCACUCCCAGGUGAACUUGGCCACGGGCAGACCCCUUUCACCUAGGGGAGGGGGUUCGAACCCCAGCGGUUCCCUCAACUCUUAAAACUGGUGGAUACGAAGAGUGCCCGCUGGAUACGAAGAGGGCUGGCGGGAGGCUUAAGUGAGUUACCGUGCGAAAGCCACUCUGCCCCGUGGCUGUGCACAGGAAGUCCUCAGGAAGUGGACACUGACCACGUAGUUCCGCGCCUGUCACGGGGGAGCCAGUCACAAACGUCAACUCAAGCGCGCUCACCCCUCCCCAUGCUGAGGGGAUGACAGCGUGAGCUCUGGAAAGCCUUUCUGGAGGCCAGUUACUGUGCCGCAUCUGUAAGUGCAAAUUCCAUUUCCUUCGGCCCAAGCGGCUCAUUUCGAGGAACCAGUCCUCCCGAAGCAAUUAAGGAUGUGCUCAAAGACGGGAGUGCAAAGACAGUCACCGCGGUGUCGCCCGUAAAAGCAGAAGGAUGCAAACCACACUUCCGGCAGCCCAGACGGGAAGCAGGCGGGACGAAGGAUGCGACUAACCACGCGAGAUGGAUUUGUGGACGCGGAGAGCCUGUGGAAGGGCCGUGUUCCUGUUGGCAGAGACGGUUGGCUGCUGAGCCGGGGCGUGUCUCCAGGAGGGCUGCCCGGCUGCCCAGAUCCCCACCUCGCCGCCAUGGGCCGCCCAGGCUGGUCAGUUACCAGCCAGUGACGUCAUCGCGGUUCCCGGCCCUCCACCAGGAGGGCCGGCCAGUUGCUCAGUCUCGCUCUCAGGCCAGGAGAUCCGUCCGUCCUGGGGAAGGGGUGACUCCAGCUCCCCUUAGCCUGCGGGCCGCACCCAGUCCCCCCGCCCCUCUGUGUCCAAGUUUCCUGGCCGCCGAAGGAGAAAUGAUACAACUACCCCUGGGGUUACUGAGAGCCAGAGGGGGUGUGCGUGGGGCACCAAGAAUUUAGAAGGCACUGAGUACACGGUGGCCAGGAUCCUGCGAAAAGCGAGAACAGCCCCGGCGAAUGUGCACCGAGUCCUCAAAGUGCCAGGCGCGCUCCCAGGUCCCCUCUGCCGGUUCUCUCCCGGGCCGGAUUGUGCAGUGGUGAGAGAGUGCACUCUGGAGCCAGAUGGCCUGGCUUCCAAGCCCUGCCCUGCCACUUGCCUACCGUGGGACUGUAUGUGAGCUUACCAGACUUCUCAGUGCCUCGGUUUCUUCACCUGUAAGAUGGGGGCGAUGAUCGCCUCUGCAAAGGGCGGUUGUGAGGGUUUAAGAAGUUGACUAUGUGUGAAAUGCUGAGCACGUCACCUGGCACGUGUGUGGUGACGGCCAGCCCUUGAGUGGGUUCCAGUGUUCCCGUCCUGAAGGUGGCAAAUCUGAGCUGAGUGCGUUGCCCCAGGUCUUAGCUGGUUCAGGUACACGUCAGGUCCCGUGCCUCCCAGAUGCUCCUAUAGUCCUACCCUUGGGGACAGAGCCCAAGCCUGUUUUGUUCCCCCAGCCACCUGCCGGACCCCCAGGAUGUUCUUAGCUGCUGGCCAAGUGGACAUCACCAGGAGAGGGUGAGGGUCCAAGGGCAAUAGUCCUGGGCAAGGUUACGGGCUACGGCACAACCUCCCCGCCCCUGUCCCUCCAGACCUGCGUCUGUAAGUUGCACGGCCCAGGGCGGGGGCUGGGGAAGCCAGGUGCCCAGGAGACCCCACUGCGUCUGAGGCAAGGGCUUUAGGACCCAGCACGCAUCCCCGUGUGUCUGGAGCCCACCCGUCCUGCAAGCUUGCCAGCCAGCCCCUUAGCAGCCAGCGCCCAGGCCGCCGGAGCCCCAGGCUUCUCUGCAGAAAGUCCCCAAGGCUGCUUGGCCGUCUGCCUCCUCGGCGCAGUUCCAGCCGGUCUGUGGAGCUGAAUGGGGCUGAGGGGUAAAGCGCUAGGCUUCGAGUCACAGGCUGCCAGCGGCCCGAGGGGGACCGGCCUCACCCGGCAAAGGGGCCUGUGUGCCGCGUGCAGGAGCAUCACCUCUGACAACCCUCGUGGCUGCCGGAACCCCCGGCCUGGGCCCGCGAUGGCCACGUGUCGUAGAUAGCACUGGCUGCGUCCUUGGGAAGCUCACAGGUGUGUCACAGAGAGCGAAAGGGACUCUGCCCAGACCUCGGCCCCGUGGCCUGCUUUUCCAGCUUUCCCAGGUGAGGAAGGAGAUGGGACUCUGCGACCAGCGGGCCCCAGGGCUUCGGAAGCCAGCACCGGCCGUGGCCGGUGUCUGUGGGAAGCGUUUUCUCGGGCUUAGGGAGGUGGCAGCCUGCCCUGAUGUGCUGCUCGUCUCUUGCAGACCAGCCAGUUCCCGCUGGAGGCUCCUGGGGUCAUCCGGGGAGAACAUGUCCAGGCCCCCUGACUGCCUGCUGCGGCUGCUCCGGGGAGCCCCGAGGCAGCGGGUCUGCACCCUGUUUAUCAUCAGCUUCAAGUUCACGUUUUUCGUCUCCGUCAUGAUCUACUGGCACAUCGCGGGAGAGCCCGGCGGCCAGAGGGAGUUCUCUAACCUGCCUGCCGACGUCCCCUGCCCCCGGCUGGUGCCCCCUACGCCGAUCUCCAGCACCCCGCCUCCGGGCAACAUCUUCUUCCUGGAGACCUCAGACCGGACCAACCCCAACUUCCUUUUCAUGUGCUCCGUGGAGUCGGCGGCCAGGGCUCACCCCGAGUCCCGGGUGGUGGUCCUGAUGAAGGGGCUGCCCGGCGGGAACGCCUCCCUGCCCCGGCACCUGGGGCUCUCGCUUCUGGGCUGCUUCCCCAACGUCCACGUGCUCCCGCUGGACCUGGAAGAGCUGUUCCGGGACACGCCGCUGGCGGCCUGGUACGCGGCCAGGCGACGCCGGUGGGAGCCUUACCUGCUGCCCGUGCUCUCCGACGCCUCCAGGAUCGCGCUCAUGUGGAAGUUCGGGGGCAUCUACCUGGACACGGACUUCAUCGUCCUCAAGAGCCUGCGGAAUCUGACCAACACGCUGGGCACUCAGUCCCGCUACGUCCUCAACGGGGCCUUCCUGGCCUUCGAGCGCCACCACGAGUUCAUGGCGCUGUGCAUGCGAGACUUCGUGGCCCACUACAACGGCUGGAUCUGGGGCCACCAGGGCCCGCAGCUGCUCACGCGGGUCUUCAAGAAGUGGUGCUCCGUCCGCAGCCUGGGUGACAGCCACGCCUGCCGCGGGGUCACCGCCCUGCCCUGUGAGGCCUUCUACCCCAUCCCCUGGCAGAACUGGAAGAAGUACUUCGAGGACAUCAGCCCCCAGGAGCUGCGCCGGCUGCUCAACGCCACCUACGCCGUCCACGUGUGGAACAGGAAGAGCCAGGGCACCCGCUUCAAGGCCACGUCCAGGGCACUGCUGGCCCAGCUCCAUGCCCGCUACUGCCCCACGACACACGAGGCCAUGAAGAUGUACUUGUGAGGGCC
Messenger RNA from Lynx canadensis (Canada lynx), 4885 nucleotides. RefSeq names its product alpha 1,4-galactosyltransferase (P blood group) (gene A4GALT). Lineage: Eukaryota; Metazoa; Chordata; Mammalia; Carnivora; Felidae. Gene Ontology annotation, biological process: protein O-linked glycosylation. Bases 3642 to 4880 code for a protein of 412 amino acids. Gene Ontology annotation, molecular function: acetylglucosaminyltransferase activity. The transcript has 2 exons. The record is from RefSeq and is a predicted model, not a curated record.